CAUGCUUUUUGGGUCUCGAAAGUUCACAACAUCCACCAGAAUACCACCAAGGCCUCCUUCAAAUUUCCCAGCGUCCAGAUACCGGCAAGCCCCAAACACAUCUUUGCAUCCCGUCAAAGUCAAAAUCAUUCCAUCAAGACCAGGAAUGUGACUCGUAACCUCGCCUCGAGAGAAAUGCAACCAAAGUCCAAAACAGCCCUCGAGCCUCUCCAUAAAAAUCCCCUUUUUGUCGAAACAAGAUCCAUAAACUGAUGGCAAUCUAUGAUCUGUGGCAUCGGCAUCCACUACAAGACGGGGACCCAGAUCAAGGCAUGCAGCGAAGUAUUCCCCGGGGCGGUGAUGGAGGAAAAAUGUGACGAGUUUUUGGGAACUCCAUCUCCGUACCCCUUCGCGCUCAGCGCGCCUAGCCGCAAGUGGUGGUCAAUGGCACGCACGUCACGCAUAAUCCUUCCAGAUAGACUUUUUCUCGGUUCCCUCGAACGCCCCGUCGCGAUGCCACAUGGACCGCAUCUCGAACCAUGCUUAUACUUUCCCCAUCCUUUCACUGCCCUCUGGAAUUUGGUACGGAAACCCAGAACUUGGCAUCUGAGCACGGCUGCCAAGCCCGACACAAGGUCCCUUUUUCCAACCUUCCAUUGUGGUUCCGCAUGGACAUUGGGAGAAGGGGGAAACGUUUACUUGACUAAUGUGCGGGACGGAAGGUCCAUGUCUCCCCGCUUGUCAGCCUUUUUUUUUUUGGUUGUCGAACCUCCCUCCGGCAUGAUCGUAGCUAUCCCGCCAGCCAGGGAACCACGACAACGAGAUCCUCCUCCUCGUCGUCGUCCCAAGGAAGCCGAACCCUCGUCUGUACAAGGCACGAUGAGGGGGUUCAUGGGUGGUAACCCGUCAAAAUAUCCAACGCCCGCCGUGCGGUUGGUUUAGAACAAGCCAAGCGACCCCCCGGUCGAACGUAGGGGACCUUUCCGGGGGCCAGCCACGCAGCAUUUCCGAUCGUCCUUGUUUUGGACAAUUCCUCUACGGGCGGUAGAUUCACUCAAA
Messenger RNA from Colletotrichum acutatum, 1038 nucleotides. RefSeq lists its product as uncharacterized. Lineage: Eukaryota; Fungi; Ascomycota; Sordariomycetes; Glomerellales; Glomerellaceae. The coding region runs from base 262 to 921 and encodes 219 amino acids. The transcript has a single exon. The record is from RefSeq and is a predicted model, not a curated record.